AUGGAGUCGAUAAGGAGGAUGAAAUCAAGAAGGAGAUCGGAAGUUAGUCUGCCAUGUCCUCACGUACAGCUUGUGUUCCGGUUGUCUUCUUUGUUAGGUCUCUCUCCGCUGGUGUUCGAGAACGGAGAGUCCAGGUUCUCGUACCCCAGAGCCGUUUACUCAAUUACCAUUUCAUGCGUUAUAGUAUCAUUUGGGAUUCUUAACUUCUGCAAUUUAUUGUCGUUUAACGACUUUUCAUUAGCAAUCAUAUCCCUGAUGAACACACCGCUUUAUUUUGCGCUACGUGUUUCACCAUUAAUUGACAUUUAUAGAAAUGCAACAAGAUAUAGACAAUUAUUUGAAGAGCUGAGGAUGAUCGACGUAAAACUCUCCGCCAUUGGAAUUCUAAAGAUCCAUCGCCUCGAUUGGUCGACGAAGUUCUUGACGAUCUUGAUAGCCUCUCCUUAUUUCAUAUUCGGGAUAUCAUUGAUCCCAGAUUUCACAUUCUUAUACCAUACCAUAGCGAUCUCAGGUUACCUCCUCAUGUCCUUGCAGAUAUCCACAGUUGGAGGUCACAUCCUAAGCCGCUACGAUUUGGUUUUGGAUACCCUCGGUCAAUUGAAGAAAAUACCUCACCACAACAUAGCUAGUAUAGUAGAAACCCUUCUCUAUGUUAACCAUCAGCUGUCCGGUGUUUUCGUAGAAGAGCAUUCACGGGAUGGAGUCGAUAAGGGUGAGGAAAUCAAGGAGGAGAUCGGAAGUUGGUCUGCCAUGUCCUCACGUGCAGCUAGUGUUCCGGUUGUCUUCUUUGUUAGUAAGAAAACUAUUACUUCUAAGACGCUCAAAGCCAAGGAGAAUAAAGAAAAAGGUACAGAACUAAAUUUAGACGCUGGGCCAAGUGAUGGUACAGGUGAGUGGCAUCUAGUUUCCCCGCGCAAGGCUGUUUCUCCGAGAGCACAUGCAACUACUGAUCCAGAGAAACAGGUUAGUUUCGUAUCAUCAAAUCCAUUUACUGUUUCUAAACUGAAGUAG
Messenger RNA from Nezara viridula (southern green stink bug), 1011 nucleotides. The record is from the annotation of a GenBank genome assembly. Lineage: Eukaryota; Metazoa; Arthropoda; Insecta; Hemiptera; Pentatomidae.